Molecule: messenger RNA, 7576 nt
Organism: Stomoxys calcitrans (stable fly)
Lineage: Eukaryota; Metazoa; Arthropoda; Insecta; Diptera; Muscidae
Gene: Sema5c
Product: semaphorin-5A
Exons: 11
Coding region: 595-3975 (1126 amino acids)
Biological process (GO): positive regulation of cell migration; negative regulation of axon extension involved in axon guidance; axon guidance
Molecular function (GO): chemorepellent activity; semaphorin receptor binding
Source: RefSeq, a predicted model, not a curated record
GUGUUUAUGCUUCGUGUUGCUAACGUGUGCUGUUGAACUGGGGGCGCUGCGCAUGCGUUUCUGCGUUUCUAAUCGAAUUAUUUUCAUGUUUCUUUUUUGCUACAAAUCUCAAAAGUGAUUAAACUAAGGCUUCCAGAGCAAAAGCGAAAAAAAAUCCAAUAAGAAAUUUAAAUAAAAAUAUUUCUAAAAGAAAAUCUGUGUGUUUAGAAAAUAAAAACCCCCAAAGCCUAUCUCUCCAAUUGUGAAGAGUUAACAAAAUAACCCCAAAAUAAAUAUGCAAAGCCAAGAUUAAUGAUUCUCUUCGCUCACACCCAUUUAACAAAAAAGUGCUUGUGUUGAAUUAGAAAAAAAAAAAAUAAUAAUAAAAUAAUAAUAAUACAAUAUUUUGUGCGCUUGAACAUCAUGGCCCCUAAUGAUGAGUUUUGUGUGUGAAAAACGGCAAAUGUCCAUUGAAAAUUUCGCCAAUAUUUCUGAAAAUCUGGGAUUUACUUAAUGAUCUUCAACAUCAUUAUCAUCUUUACCAUUACCGUUUUUUUCAUCGCCUCCUGCACCCAUAACUCAUAAGAGGAUUAUUUUGGAAUUUCGUAAAGAAGCAUGAUUACCCACCACUAUUACCUGCCGAUAAGUAAUCCCUAUACGAAUACCAUCAUGUUAUUACAAUUCCUGAUAUUAAUAAUCACUUCGGCAUGUUUACAUUAUCCUACGGAGGCGUCGUUAAAGCCCCACCAUAAACAGCAGCUACCAAAAGAUGGAACAGAUUAUGACCACUUGGAGAAUGAUUCGCGAUUCAUAUCAUACAAAGAUUUAAUGGUAACAGCAAAACGGUUUGCAGAACCUGAUACCGCAUCAUACUCUGAGUUGUUAGUGGAUGUAGCAAGAAAUCAAAUAAUUGUGGGGGCAAGAGAUACUUUAUAUCGCAUGUCCUUCGAUUUGGAUGUGCUUGAACGUUCCGACUGGGAGGCAAUACCAACCCAGAUUUCUAUGUGCCAGGCAAAAGGCCAAUCGGAGCAAGUGUGUCGCAACUAUGUGCGAGUUCUGCAAACGUUUGGUGAGAAUCAGCUGUACGCGUGUGGGACGAAUGCCUUCAAUCCGAAUUGUACAUGGCGCCAGAUGGAAAACCUCACAGUCACUGGCUAUGACAACGGUGUGGGAAAAUGCCCCUUCAAUCCCAAAUCGAAUAUAACUAGUCUGAUGACGGACAAUGGCAAAAUGUUUGUGGGCACUGCAACUGACUUUUCGGGUGGUGAUGGCGCCAUUUUGAAGUCUGAAGUCAUACAGAAUGCGCCCAAUUAUAAUAAAGUUAUACGUACCAAACAGUACAACAACAAUUGGCUAUACAAUCCCCAAUUUGUGGGCAGCUUCGAGGCUGGCAACUUUGUGUAUUUCCUGUUCCGGGAACCAGCCAUGGAGUAUAUCAAUUGUGGCAAGGCUAUUUAUUCCCGCAUUGCUCGUGUUUGUAAAAAUGAUCCUGGUGGUGACCAAAUCUUGCGCGAUAAUUGGACUUCAUUUUUGAAAGCGCGCCUAAAUUGUUCCCUGCCUGGAGAGUAUCCUUUUUACUUUGAUGAAAUUCAGCAUAUGGUAUAUUCCUAUGAGGAAGAUAUACUCUAUGCCACUUUUACCACACCAGACAAUAGCAUACAUGGCUCUGCGGUUUGUGCCUACAAUCUAAGCGACAUCAAUGCAGCCUUUGAUGGACCCUUUAAGCAUCAGGAACAUAUUGAUUAUGCCUGGCGUGAGGUUCAUCCCCAACACAGCAGUCAAUUCAAAUGUCACAUGCCUUCGGCUAAUACCCGCUCCAAACACUUGUUGGAGUCUUCCAAAUACCAGCUCAUGGAUCGUGCAGUGCAACCCUUGACACAGACUCCUCUAUAUCACGCUCAAUUGGAAAGAUUUUCCCAUAUUGCCUUGGAUGUGGUCUUAAGCAAAACCGAGAAGAUCAAUAUGCUCUUCAUCAAUACAGACCGAAAUGUCAUUAAAAAGUUGUCUCUGAAACAUGGAGUUGCUGGGGUGCCUACCCAAACUUGUUUGGUGGAAAUGUGGAAGACCGAAGAUCAAAAGAUUCUCAAUAUGAAAUACCUUAAAGUCACCGACUCCCUGUAUGUGGGUUCAGAGAAUUCGCUGACUCGUAUACCCGCCCAACACUGUAGUCGUCAUGUUUCACGCAUCUCCUGUCUCAAUGCCAUGGAUCCCUAUUGCGGCUGGAAUGAGUUGGUGGACAAGUGCACUCCUCAAUAUCUACGCGAGCAUAUGACCAAGUACUGGCAACAGCCAGAAGAGUUUAGCUGUCCCGUGCUUACAGCCCCCAUAGAUGGCGCUUGGUCAACCUGGUCGGACUGGUACAAAUGCUCCAAGAGUGCAGAGGAAGACGGUGAUUGCUUGUGCCGCAACCGUGUGUGCAAUAAUCCUCGUCCCCAAAAUGGAGGCAAAGAUUGUGAAGGCAUAACCACCGAGGUUACCAAUUGCACGGUACAUGGCGACUGGACCGAUUGGUCGGCCUGGUCUUCCUGCUCCCAGACUUGUGGCAUCGCUGUGAAAACACGUAGACGUACCUGUAGCAAUCCCAAGCCUGCAUUUGGCGGUCGCACCUGUGUGGGUCCCGAGAGAGCCGAAAUGUAUUGCAGCAAUUUACCUCCCUGCCCUUUGCCCAAACAGGCUGCUGUCGAUGGUGGCUGGGGUCCUUGGGGUGAGUGGAGCGAAUGCAGUCACUUGUGUGAUGGUGGCUUUCGCAUACGCCGGCGUGAGUGCAAUGAUCCCAAGCCUCAAAAUGGCGGCAUGGAAUGCCCCGGCUGCAAUAUCGAAUAUGAAGACUGCAACAUGCAAAGUUGCCCCGAGGUUAGGAAACUUAGCGGCUGGACUCCUUGGCUUAUACAACAGAACCGCACCGAUGAGGCUGAGGGUGUGACUGUGCUCACAGAGAAACGUUUUCGCUUCUCUUGUCGUGCCAAUACCCCCGAUGCCUCCACCAUGCAUAUUGGAGUGGCCAAAACGGAAAAUCGCAUUUGUCGCGAUGGCAUUUGCCAUAGACUGGGUGAAGCUAAUUCCGCCUCUGAACCGGAACCGGAAUACAGUGAAUGGGGCCCUUGCAAUGUUACCUGUGGUGGUGGAGUACAACAUCGCCAUCUCGAGGGAAGCUCUGGCAGCAGCGGUAAACAUCGCGGUAAACAUACCCAAAGUCGUUCUUGCAACAUGCAUCCUUGCCACGAAUUACCUGCUAGUUUCAAUGAAGUAGUUGCGGCACAUGAAUGGAGCUGUUGGUCUGACUGGUCUCCUUGUUCGGUGACUUGUGGUGUGGGUCUGAAGCGGCGCACUCGCAAAUGUUUAGGUGGUCAUGAUAAAUUAUGCAAUGGCCGAGCCAUAGAUGAGGAGAAAUGUGAAAUGAAACCUUGCGAAGAUUUUAUUGGCUGGAGUACUUGGUCCAAAUGGUCAGAUUGCACUACGGAUGGUAUACGCUUUAGGCAUCGCAAAUGUCUAGUGGAAGAUCCCAGUGUGACGGAAUGUCGUGGUGAAGAAUUUGAAAAAACUGCUUGUGUGCCAGGAGAAUGUGAAGGUGCACAAAUGGCUUCCACAGCAACGGUAGUCUCCAUAAUAUCCAUAGUGAUAUUAUUAUAUGCCAUCACCAUAUUUAUGACAUUCUGGAUGACAAGACGCCAUUAUAGACCUGCGGCGCCUAUAUUGAAGAAUAAUACACCCUCGCCGACAUCAUAUGAUACAUAUCCCAAUCAGUAUUCCAGCUUGCCAACCAAAGAUAUUUACGAUGUGCGCCCCAAAGUGAAACGACAAUCAAGUUUCAAUAUGAGCUCUUCGCCCACUUCGAAAAAUUUCAAUACAGGCACCUUAAAUCGCAAUAACAUAAAUCACAAUCACACACCCAAAGUAUUGGCCAAGACCUUUAAUGAUUGUGAAACGGGUACCCUGAAAAGGACCUCAAAUGCCUUGAAUAAUUAUCGUUCCAAUAUCGAUGAUGAGAAAUUUUGAAGUAGAAAUGCCAAAAUGGAGGAACUAUAACAGAAAAGUAGGUGAUUACAACAUUACACCUCCUUAGCCUAUCAUGGAGAUUGGUGUUCGAAAACAGAGGAAAGUCAAGGAUCAAAGAUGCUGCUGCUGCUGGAUGGCAGAAAUAUACUAAACAAAAAAAAAAAAAAAACCGUCUUCUAUCAGAUUCGGAUUUAGUUACUCAGAUGGACUUUUCUUAGUGCUAGCACAAGGACUUAUCUUAGUGCUAGCACUUCUAAGGGAAAUUGCAUUUUCUUUGUCAGCCUUAACAUUUGGAGAUUUCCUCUUUCCUGUGUGCAUUUUUUUUUAAAUUAUUAAUGCCAAGCACAAAAUUGUAAUGAUUAAAAGGAAGAAUAAAGAUGUUACGAAGAAAGGUUGCCAAAAAAACAAAGUUUGAAAUUUUCACAAAUUAAUGACAACUUUAUCAUUGGAGAAAAUUUCAUGAACAACUUUUCAAUGAUGAACAUUUCAAGGUCCUCAAAAAAAAAAAAUUCGCUUCAUAUAUUCAUAUUGCUAGAAAAAUUUUCAUUUCGUUCGUACUGAAGCCUUUCGUUGCUAGAUCAAUUCAAUUACAAUUAUUAGCUAAUUUAUAACAAAUUUGGUCACUUUCAAUAAAAAAUAUUUAUUAUUAUUUGUUGAUCCAAAAAUAUAAAUAAAACAAAAAUUUUAAACGAAAAAUAUUUCUUUUAUCACAACAAUUUUUUUUUUUCCAAAACAAAAAUAAUGGUUGUUGUUAAAACGAAACAUUGUUGAUUGACCUUUUUCUAUUUAAUCAUUUCAUUUUUGUUUUUCUGAUUCAUUAUUUUGUAUUGUGUAUCCAAUGAGUGUAUCAUACUGUGCCAUUAUUUAAGCCAGCCUAAGUUAAGUUGUAACGAACGAAUUACGAUCGUUAAAUGUGUAAAGAAAAAAUUUGGCUAUUAUUAGCUCAUAUUGAGCUGUUAUUUUUUAAUUUAAUUUAGUAUAAGUGUACGAUUAAAAGCAUUUAUUUAUAAUUAAGCUAAUAUAUGUAAAUAUAUACGUAGGCAAAUAUGUAAGUCGCAAUAGAAAUUAAAAGAUCUGAAAAUAUAAAAAGAAAACUAGAAACAAAAUUUUAAAGAGGCACUGGUCAUUUCGUUAUACAUGAAGCAGAAUAUCUGGGGAAGACACUUUACUCCUAAUCUGAUUGAUACCUAAGCUUACUAAGCAAAAAGUCAAAUAUCACUUAAGAGUUUCAUGGACAACAUGGUUUGUACUGAGAUAACAAUAUAUUGGGUUGCCCAAAAAGUAAUUGCGGAUUUUUUAGAAGAAAGUAAAUGCAUUUUUGAUAAAACUUAGACUGAACUUUAAUCAAAUAUACUUUUUUUACACUUCUUUUCUAAAGCAAGCUAAAAGUAACAGCUGAUAACUGACAGAAGAAAGAAUGCAAUUACAGAGUCACAAGCUGUGAAAAAAUUUGUCAACGCCGACUAUAUGAAAAAUCCGCAAUUACUUUUUGGGCAACGCAAUAAUUAUGCCCACCACUAUAGGAUAGGGGGAAUAUUCAUUUUAUCCAUCCGACACAUCGAAAUAUCCAUUUCCGACCCUACAAAGUAUAUAUAAAUAUUUCUGAUCGUCGCAAAAUUCUAAGACGAUUUAACAAUGUCCGUGUGUCUGUCCGUCCGUCUGUUGUAAUCACCCUACAGCCACUAAGGAACAGAGGCAAACUUCUCACAUACCAAUGAGUGCAGUUCGAUUCAAGUUUAAUCUCAAUAAUAAGGUGCCUCCUUUUUCUAGCCAAGUCCGAACGGCGUGCCGCAGUGCGACACCUCUUUGGAGAGAAGUUUUACAUGGCAUAGUACCUCACAAAUGUCACCAGCAUUAGGAGGGGAAAACAACCGCUGAAAAUUUUUUCUGAUGGUCUCGCCAGGAUUUGAACCCAGGCGUUCAGCGUUAUAGGUGGGCAUGCAAACCUCUGCGCUACGGUGGCCUCCCCUAUCCUAUGGCGGUGGGUAUGCAAAUGCAAAUUUUGCCCAUAAACAUACCACUUAGAAACAAGGGCAAACUUCUCACCUAUCAAUGAGUGCAGUUCGAUUCAAGUUUAAGCUCAAUGAUAAGGUGCCUCCUUUUUCUAGCCAAGUUCGAACGGCGUGCCGCAGUGCGACACCUCUUUGGAGAGAAGUUUUACCUGGCAUAGUACCUCACAAAUGUUGCCAGCAUUAGAAGGGGGAGAACAACCGCUGAAAAUUUUUUCUGAUGGUCUCGCCAGGGUUCGAACCCAGGCGUUCAGCGUCAAAGGCGGACAUGCAAACCUCUGCGCUACGGUGGCCUCCCCUAUCCUAUGGCGGUGGGUAUGCAAAUGCAAAUUUUGCCCAUGAACAUACCACUUAGAAACAAGGGCAAACUUCUCACCUAUCAAUGAGUGCAGUUCGAUUCAAGUUUAAGCUCAAUGAUAAGGUGCCUCCUUUUUCUAGCCAAGUCCGAACGGCGUGCCGCAGUGCGACACCUCUUUUGAGAGAAGUUUUACAUGGCAUAUUACCUCAAAAAUGUUGCCAGCAUUAGAAGGGGGAGAACAUCCGCUGAAAAUUUUUUCUGAUGGUCUCGCCAGGAUUCGAACCCAGGCAUAUGUCUUUUUGCUGCACGCAGGUUAAGUUCUUGAACGGGCCAAAUCGGGCUAUGUAUAGAUAUAGUUGUCAUAUAGACCGAUCUUCAGACCGUAAAAGCCGUAUUUUUUAACCGAUUUCGCUUAAAUUUGAAACAGUAUGAAACCGAAGAUGGCCCAUAUCGGACCAUAUUUACUCAUAGGGUCUUAAGCUCGUAACUGGCGCAUUUAUUAUCCGAUUUCGCUGAAAUUUGAAACAGUGAGUUAAUUAAAGCCUUCCGAUAUCCGACUCAAAUAUGGUUCAGAUCGUUCUGUAUUCAGAUAUAUCUGCCAUAUAGAGCGAUCUACCGAUUGUGGGUAUUGAGUAAAGCCGGCAAAAUAUCACUGCCACUAUCGAUAUAUCAUUAUACCCACCACCGAAGGAUGGGGGUAUAUUAAUUUUGUCGUUCCGUUUGCAACACAUUGAAAUAUCCAUUUCCGACACUAUAAAGUAUAUAUAUUCUUGAUCAGCGUAAAAAUCUAAGACGAUCUCGGCAUGUCCGUUCGUCUGUCGGUCCGUCUGUCUGUUGAAAUCACGCUACAGUCUUUAAAAAUAAAGAUAUUGAGUUGAAACUUUGCACAGAUUCUUUGUUUGUCCCAUAUAGACAGAUCCGCCAAUUUAGGGUCUUAGGCCCAUAAAAGCCAAAUUUAUUAACCGAUUUUGCCGAAAUUUGCCUUCGACAUCUAUCUUUAAAUUGGCCCAGAUCGGUCCAGGUUUAAAUAUAGCUGCCACAUAGACCGAUCUCUUGAUUUAAGGUCUUGCACCCAUAAAAGUUGUAUUUAUUGUUCGAUGUCGCCGAAACUUGGGGCAGUGAGUUGUGUUAGGCCCUUCGAUAUCCUUCAUCAAUUUGGCCUAGGACGGUCCAGGUUUAAAUAUAGCUGCCAUAUAGACCGAUCUCUUGAUUUAAGGUCUUGCACCCAUAAAAUUCGUAUUUAUUGUCUGAUGUCGCCGUAACUUGGGGCAGUGAGUUGUGUUAGGCCCUUCGA